Molecule: messenger RNA, 4137 nt
Organism: Sclerotinia trifoliorum
Lineage: Eukaryota; Fungi; Ascomycota; Leotiomycetes; Helotiales; Sclerotiniaceae
Source: the annotation of a GenBank genome assembly
CCAUAGAAACCGAUAUCGAUAAGGAUUAUACCUAGGGAGGUAUACGGAGUAGUACUUACUAGUACAUACUUUAGAUACAACGUCCGAUCUUAUACCCGCACUACUUUAUCUAAGCCUCCGUACCUACCCUACCUAAUCAAUGCAUAAGGAAUUCAAAACCUUCGAAGAAUGUUUGUGGCGCAAAGCAAACAAUGAAGACAACAUCUAAUGACAAUAACUUUUCCCUAACUCUAUAGCACAACCUCUUCCUAUUCUUUGAACCUCUUUCAUGCCACUUUCUUUGAAUAUUUCCCGUUCACGCCGCCAUCCAAACCCGGAACCUUUCUUUCCAUUUUCCCUUUCAACCAGCCAGCUCUUAAAGAAACACGAUUUAAUUUAAUUCGACGUCCAGCUUCUCGAUCAUAGAACGGAAUGCUUCAGCAGCCUUUCGAACAUCUAUAACCAUGAGUCCAGCAGCCAUCGGUGGGCCCCACUUGCGAGCCACUUCGAUCAAUAGCACUGGACCGAUCAACACUACAAGAAGAGAUUGGGAUAAUGGUAUUGACAACUCGAAGGGUGAAAGCCGAGUGCUACCGCAUUUGGACGACUUGGUGAAUGCGAAACCCCUCGUCGAUAGACAGUCCUCAUUACGGAAGUUACUGGAGGCAGGCGAAGAAGCUGCGAAACAAGCGGAAACAUUGCUCGAUUUCAAACGUCUGGAUUUAGCUCUUCAACAGUACAUUGUAGCUUUUACAAUAGCCGUGGAGUAUAUUCCCCAGAGUCCGCAUUACCCUGACCUAAGGACUAGACCGGAUUAUCCUCGACUAUACGCUGGCCUACAGAAACGGCUCAACCUACAACACAGCAGAUUCGAGGAAGUUAAGAGGCUAAUUAAAGAGGAUAAUGCAAGAACCGGAAUUAGCCCAUCCAAUUCAUUUACAUAUAAUGGACGGCCCGUUUCAGGAAAUAUCGACAAUAGUGCAUUUGAACCUACCAUGCCAGAUGUAUAUAGUAACGCAAUCGACAGGCAGCUUGAUGCCAUAGAUACCACAAAAAGGACCGAAAGCCGUCCGAAGCCAACUGUACAGCCAAAGCCACAAGGACUCCAUGGCAAGUCGAUUCAGACGGCAAAUAGUAUGUCGCCCAGUCUAUCCAUUUCAUCCGAGAAUGACUUGGCCGCACGAUUUGCCCGCCUAAGAGGUUCAAACAAUCUAGCCCCUAUUCAAGAUCCUAGGAUUCGGACGCAACAAAUUACUAUUCCAGAUGGAAUCAUAGUAGAUCAAAAAUCAACAAAUGCAGUACCACUGCCCAAGCAAAAUGCGAGCAUAUUGCGGCCUCUCGGCCCAAGGGAAAUGCCAACGAGUCUAGCAAUACCUCUUAAGACAGAAAAACCAAUUCUUGGUAUGAGUACCAGUGUCCCUGGGAUGCCAAGGAUGCCGGAUGCAAUAUAUAGUCCCGCAAGAAGCGCAGACGUCGCUUCCACUAACAGUCAACCGCCAUUGUUAUCUCGAGGGUCCUCGUACCUCAACGGGAAAAAGGAGUCCUCAAAUUCAACGUCGAAGAUGAAUCGUAAUCGAAUAGCGGCUGAUGAUACCAUGGAUUAUUUUUCAAGUCCCGAGGUCAAUAAUUACACAUUUGAUCAUGAUAGUCCUGAACCUGAGACUGCGAUAAACAGGCUAUCGAUACCUAGUACCACAACUAUUACUGCGGAACAGCUUUAUGAUUAUCUCAAAAUGGGCUCUAAUACCUUGAGCCUUUUACUCGUCGAUAUUCGAAGUAGAGAAGAAUUCGACGAGGGGCAUAUCAUGUCUCAAUCAAUUAUUUGCAUUGAACCUAUAUCUCUAGGAAAAGAUAUGUCCGCAGAAGAACUUGGAGAUAGAAUUGUGCUGUCUCCUGAGUCCGAACAAAGGUUGUAUAACCAGAGGCACAUAUUUGAUUUGAUAGUCUAUUAUGAUCAAUCAUCGACAUUGAUAAACAUGGAACAUCCUUCAGCCGAACUCUUGAAUAAUUUGCAAUAUUUUAGUAAGAUUAUCUUCGAUCAUGCUUAUGAUUGUCCAUUGAAGCGACGGCCAAUGUUACUUGAUGGUGGUCUAGACUCUUGGGUGGACCUCGUUGGAUCUGGCGCGUUGCAAGGUGCAAUUCCUGGCAGUAAAUCUCUGCCUAAAACUAAGAAGCAUGAUCAUCACGCUUUGGGUCGAGUCUCCAUAGCACGUGAACCUCGGAGAAGCCUAGUCACGAAGAGAACAAUCUCUAGAUCGCGGGCAUUAUCAGCGGCAGAGGAAGAAAAGUGGGAUAAGGCAUUAAAAGAAUGUGCUGAGACUGAUGAUGCACCUGCUGAGGAAUUAGCUAUGGACGAAUCUCGUUAUGCCAGAACGACCGAGGAAUUCAUGAGAAGAUACCCAGAACUUUCCACAAUCAAACAGUCUAUGGCGUUGCCAUCAAAGCCGAGGUCAUUGCCUCCCUAUGAUGGACCAAUGAUCUCGGCCCCACCAACUCGGCCGCCACCAGCUUUACCAAGACAGAGAUCUAAUGGUAUUUCCGAAAAGACACCCUAUAAAAAUUAUGCUAUGACAGGGGGAAACUCUAGCGCUCCCCCCCCUGUUGAGCCCGGUCUAUGUGGUCUAAGAAACGUCACGGGGAGCCUGUGCUACAUGAAUACUGCCAUCCAGAUACUCAGUGCCUCGCCGGCAAUCAGGAAUAUGUUUAUUAGAUUUCAAUAUCCUUGUAAUCCUGCAAUUCCGAAAAAGGAAGGCGAAGACAGCCCUCCACGGCUAUUAAUGACCCGGGCUCUUCGCAGCUUAUUACAACAUAUGUGGUGUGGAAAAUAUGAUGAAAUUGUUCCAAGAAUGUUUCAAGUGAGCUCAUCCAAAUCUAAAAAGCUCGUUAACUAAUUGAUAAUAGCAAUAUGUCCAUGCAACUGCUGUUGCCCAUAAAGGUCAUUUAGGCGCCAACCCCGAACGUGGCGGUACAAAUGUGCACACACCUGAUACAACUUAUGGGACCGCAAGACAACAUGAUUGCGGCGAGUUUUUAGGAUUCCUUUCCGACACAAUUAUGGAUGAACAGAAUAUCAAUCGUGACAAAUUAAAAGGUCUCGCCGAUGCGGCGUUCCUCGGGACAGAAGAUCCUGCAUUGCCAAGAACCCGAAAUUGUUGUCAAGCACAAGAACGAGCUCUGGAAUGUUCGAAUUCACCCCUUGGAAAACUGAUCUGCAGCCAGCUUAUGUGGGAGAAUACUUGCGAUAACUGCGGCGACCAAUAUGUUUGCUCAUCAAUGUUGGGUUCCUCGAUACCCCUACUUGUAUACCCGGAUGGCGGGGCAAGGCAAACACUGGAUUCUCUGCUUCAGACCUUUACAUAUCAAGCAGAUCCGCAAUCAGGCGCGAAAUGCGAUGCUUGCAGUAAUGAAAACAACACCGUAACAAAAACCAAGAAGCUCCUCUUUUCUCACCUGCCGGAUUAUUUAAUAAUGAAUUUUAACAAAGUUCAGUUCGGUAGAGACGGGAAACACUACCGCACAAACGUUCGAGUAGAUUUUCCGGAGAUUCUUGACAUGGGAAAAUACACAUGGUUAUCAGAGAAAGAUGAUUAUUCAGAACGAAUUCCUGCAAAGCAUAGACCUCCAUUCUUAUAUGAUUGUUAUGCUGUUGUACAGCACGAAGGGACUCCUGAGGCGGGUCACUACUGGGCGUUAGCUCGUAGGAUAGAUGCGAAUAAUACGUGGACGGAUGAAUGGCACAAGUUCAGUGAUGCUAGCGUGGAACCAGGUAAAAGGUUUACUGAUGCACAAAGUGCCGAGACCGUUAUGCUUCUCUACCGCCGUCAAGGUAGUGCAUGAUAUCAUAUAAAAAUUGGGUGUUUUUAACAAGGCAGUGAUGGUUUACGAUUUUGUCGGCGUGUCGUGGGAAUGGUUUAAGCUGAGAUGCAUCUACAUUAGGCGUUUUUUAGUUAGUUGGAAACUGGGGUAUGCUGGAAAAUAUUUUUAGCGCGACUGUUUGAUAGUCACUCUUUUGGAUGAGGAAGAUGCAAAAUAACGUCUGAUGAAUGGUAUAUUAUCUCUUGAGAAUAGGGAUGGGGUGCAUUGAGGCUUGGUACAUACAUUUAACACAGAUAUAUGCGAGGUACUAUUAUAUGAUCUUUCUCUACAUUAUCAUUGUAA